CUCUGUUCUUCAAGUUCCAACCCUUCCAUUUUUCACGGAAAUGUUUCUUCUCUAAUUUCCCGGGCUUUGUCAAAGAAAAAAAAAAAGAAAGAAAGAAAAAGAAAAACACUUUCCUCCGCCGUUCACGGUGGUCCAUCUAAGAUCCGAUCGCCGUCGCCGAUCAGCGCCUCCGGCGAGCAUCCGAUUCAGAUAUCUCUCGCUCUCAGUUCUUCUACUUCGCUGUUUCUUGUCUGAUUUAUCCAGUGGUCUUUUUCUUUUGUUUCACUUCGUUUCAUUGAUUGUUACAGAGCCUCGAGGAAUUUUCCGUUUUCUUAGACUUUGUCUUUUGUGUCCGAUUUGUCUACUUCGAAGUUGCGAAGGACGUUUUUACACUGUCAGUUUCUUUCGUGUUUCGAUCCUUGGACUCGACUGAUUUCUGUUGGAAGAUUUAUCUCUGUUUCCUGUAAAAUUUUGUUUGUGAUUGUAGUUGAAUCGUAUUCUUCCUGAGAUAGACGGAGGCAAUUCGAAAGAAUUGCUUUCUGAUCUAUCUGUUGAAGCUGUGGGAACUUUGAUUUGUUGGUUCAGAGUGUGUUUGUGUGUGUGGGUGUGUGUUGGAGAUGACGUCGGGGACGAGGCUACCAACAUGGAGGGAGCGUGAGAACAAUAAGAGAAGGGAGAGAAGGAGAAGAGCUAUUGCGGCAAAGAUCUUUGCUGGACUCAGGAUGUACGGGAACUACAAGCUUCCCAAGCAUUGCGACAACAAUGAGGUCCUUAAAGCUCUCUGCAAUGAGGCGGGAUGGACUGUCGAACCUGAUGGUACCACUUACCGUAAGGGAUGCAAGCCAAUUGAACGUAUGGAUGUGGUUGGUGGAUCGGCAGCUGCAAGCCCAUAUGCAUCUCACCAACCAAGUCCUUGUGCUUCCUUCAAUCCAAGCCCCGGUUCAUCUUCUUUUCCAAGUCCAGCAUCAUCCUCAUAUGUUGGUAAUCCGAAUGCUGAUGGAAGUUCACUUAUCCCCUGGCUCAAAAACCUUUCAACGUCAUCAUCUUCAGCAUCCUCGUCCAAACUCCCAAAUCAUUAUAUUCAUGGAGGUUCCAUCAGUGCUCCUGUUACUCCUCCUCUGAGUUCCCCAACUGCUAGAACGCCACGACUCAAACCUGACUGGGAAGACCAAUCUGUCCUACCAGGAUGGAGUGCACAAUACUAUUCCUCACAGCCAUCUUCUACUCCACCAAGUCCUGGGCGUCAGAUUCUUCCCACUCCAGAAUGGUUUGCUGGCCUUAGAAUUCCUCAGGGUGGACCCAACUCUCCAACAUUUAGUCUUGUUUCGACAAACCCAUUUGGUUUCAAGGAAUCAGCAAUGACUGGUGGAGGAUCUCGCAUGUGGAACCCUGGUCAAAGUGGGACCUGCUCUCCUGCCAUUGCAGCAGGCUCCGAUCACACUGCAGAUAUUCCAAUGUCAGAAGUGAUCUCUGAUGAGUUCGCCUUUGGAAGCAAUGCAGCAGGAAUAGUGAAGCCAUGGGAAGGAGAACGAAUUCAUGAGGAAUGUGGUUCAGAUGAUCUAGAGCUGACUCUUGGGAACUCAAGGACCAGGUAAUGUAAUGGAUAGCACACAUAUUACCAAAUAGUCUACUUGCAAAUCCCUGGUGAGAACUGUCACAUUGGGUUCAAGGUGAGCGUUACUGAUUCUGCUUCCUUCCACCACCCAUUAUUAUUCUUUUUUAAAAUUUUCAUUUUCCCUCGUUAAGUUAAAUAUACAGGUCCCUGUCCCUUUGGAAACAGAAUUUUUACUGUUAGUGUCGUAUAUGUAUGUGUUGUUUGUCUUCAAUCUUUCGUUUUCCUUUAUAGAUCACAAAAAAAAUGCUGAAUGAACUGAUGAGAUAAUCCAUAUGCAACAGUGCCCUAACUUUUGUGGAUAUCGAGAGAGUGGAACUUUUCCGUUGGCUUUUCUUUCUUCAAUGAUAGUCAUUGUUGUUAUCAUUA
Molecule: messenger RNA, 1960 nt
Organism: Benincasa hispida (wax gourd)
Lineage: Eukaryota; Viridiplantae; Streptophyta; Magnoliopsida; Cucurbitales; Cucurbitaceae
Gene: BEH4
Product: BES1/BZR1 homolog 4
Biological process (GO): DNA-templated transcription; brassinosteroid mediated signaling pathway
Molecular function (GO): DNA-binding transcription factor activity
Source: RefSeq, a predicted model, not a curated record